AACAUAAAAUCAUAAUUUACUGUAUGUUUUUAAUUUAGAAAUGCAUUCGAAUCCCAAGUGUAAUUUAUACAAUUUUUGACAAUUUAUUUGUCUGAUAAUGCAGUUUAAUAAUUUGUACAGAUGGUGACUAAAUAAAUUUUAAAAGUGAGACGUCCUGUUCGGAGUCGUUUAUAUUUUAUCAACCAAAUUAUUUAAAUAAUAACCUAGUCAUUAUAAUUAUGGUCUCGUUACUAAAAUUAAUUUUUUUUACAUUUUUUUGUGCAUUUGUUGCUAAUACAGCAGCGUCACGUGUCAUUGAACUGAGUGAUAGAUUUUUAGAUAUUUAUAAGGAUGGACAUUGGCUAGUUAUGAUGUAUGCGCCUUGGUGUGCUCAUUGCAAAAGACUGGAUCCUGUUUGGGCACAUGUGGCUCAACAUCUUUAUGCAACUUCUAUAAAAGUUGGCCGAGUUGACUGUACAAGAUUUACGAACGUGGCUCAAAAUUUCAAAAUACGGGGAUUUCCUACUAUUUUAUUUUUAAAAGGUGAUCAACAUUUUACUUAUAACGGUGAUAGAACGAAAGAAGAAAUAGUCAAAUUUGCAUUAAGAUUAAGUGGUCCACCUGUUCAAGAAAUAACAAAACGUCAAAGUUUUGAUACUAUUAAAAAUCAGCAUGAUUUAUACUUUUUGUAUGUCGGAGAAAAAUUUGGACCACUAUGGAAUUUAUAUCAUAAAACAGCUGAUGCAUUUCAACCAUAUGCAUUUUUUUAUGAAUCUCAUCCAGUUGUUGUUGGUAAACAUGCACCAGUAGAAAAUACACCAGUUAUUUUUGUUUAUAAAGAAAAUUCUCAUUACAACUUUACGGCUCAUAAUGAAAGUGAAAUUGAAGCAUUAAAUGAGACAUUAUAUUAUUGGGUGAAUGCUGAACGUUUUCCAACAUUUCCAAAAGUAACACGUGGUAAUCUUCAUCAGUUAUUUAAAACUAAUAAAAAUCUCGUACUGGCUGUAGUGGAAGAGAAUGCUGUUGAAGAUGUUUCACCAGACAUGUUGGAGUUUAGAGACAUGGUGGAAUCGGUAAUUAAAAAAAAACGUGAAAAAUAUCAUGAUCACUUCCAAUUUGGGUGGGUAGCAAACAAUGAACUGAUAAACAGUAUUGCUAUGACAGAAAUGCCUUCCCCAAGCUUAAUAGUAAUUAAUACAAGAACGAAUCAUCAUCAUAUACCUGACGAUGAGCCAGGAGAAUUAACACCUCAAGCUAUUGAAAUGUUUUUGGAGCAUAUUCGCAAUGACAGUGCACCAAGAUACGGAGGAAAUAGUAUUCUAGUACAAAUAUAUCGAUCAUGGUAUGAAACAAAGUCGACAUUAAUGUCCAUGUGGAAGGGCAAUCCCAUAUUGACGAUGGUGGUAUUCGGACUUCCAGCAUUAUUUUUUUCGUUAAUUAUUUAUGGAAUUUGUUGCCCAGAUAUUUUAGACGCUGGAGAUGAUGAAGAAGAAGAAGAGGACGAAGAAGAUAGCAAGAGUCAUAUGAAAAAAGAUUAAGGAUAAUUAGAGUUAAUUCAAAAGCUAUUAUUUUAAUGCCAUGUACAUUAAUGACAAAUUAAUAUGAAUUUGUCUUGUAUAGAAUUUAAAAUAAUAUUAUAAUUUAAAAUUACCGAUAGAUGCGGCAUUAGUCUCGUGUUUGUUAAUAAUUGUGGCAUUUGAUUGAGAGUGAUGCAUCUUUGGUAUGGAAUUUUGACAGGACAAUACAUACGAUACUAUAACAUUAAUAUUAAAUAUAUUAAUAUAACGUCAUUAUUAAUGACGUUUAUAUUAAUAAAUGAGCCAUAUUAAUAGUAACAAAUAAAUGUUCAUUAUUUGUGUGAGUGAAAUUCUGAAGAAGUAUUAUUUAUUAUUGUAAAAAAAGGCUUAUUUUGUCAUGUCAUAUAUAUAUAAAUAUAAUAAAAAAAUGAUUUAUUUAAUG
Microplitis demolitor is the source of this 1938-nucleotide messenger RNA. RefSeq names its product protein disulfide-isomerase TMX3 (gene Tmx3). Gene Ontology annotation, molecular function: protein disulfide isomerase activity. NCBI's taxonomy places the organism in Eukaryota, Metazoa, Arthropoda, Insecta, Hymenoptera, Braconidae. The transcript is spliced from 9 exons. Gene Ontology annotation, cellular component: endoplasmic reticulum. The record is from RefSeq and is a predicted model, not a curated record. The coding region runs from base 219 to 1517 and encodes 432 amino acids. Gene Ontology annotation, biological process: peptidyl-cysteine oxidation.